AUGCCUACUUCAUUUCUUUACACUAAGGCUUUAUUUUUCAACUUCCUGCAGGCAGGGUAUGUAGGAGAAGAUGUAGAAUCUAUAUUGUACAAGUUACUUACGGUGGCAGAUUUUAAUGUGCAAGCAGCACAACAAGGGAUGGUGUACAUUGAUGAAGUUGAUAAGAUCACUAAGAAGGCUGAGAGCCUUAACAUCAGUAGAGAUGUAUCAGGCGAAGGUGUUCAGCAGGCUUUGUUGAAAAUGCUCGAAGGCACGAUAGUCAAUGUCCCUGAGAAAGGAGCAAGGAAGCAUCCUCGUGGCGAUAAUAUACAGAUAGAUACGAAGGAUAUUCUGUUUAUAUGUGGGGGUGCUUUUAUUGACUUGGAGAAAACUAUAUCAGAGAGGCGGCAGGAUUCUUCUAUUGGAUUUGGGGCACCUGUCCGUGCAAGCAUGAGGACUAGUGGUAUUUCAAGUGCUCAAGUGACAUCGUCCUUGUUAGAAUCAGUUGAGAGCAGUGAUCUUAUAGCAUAUGGACUCAUUCCGGAGUUCAUUGGACGUUUUCCUAUCCUUGUCAGCUUGGCAGCACUAAAUGAGGACCAACUUGUUCAGGUUCUCACCGAGCCAAAGAAUGCUCUAGGUAAACAAUUCAAGAAGUUGUUCAGCAUGAAUAAUGUUAAGCUUCACUUCACGGAUGCUGCACUAAGAAUAAUUGCCCAGAAGGCAAUGUGCAAAAAUACAGGUGCACGGGGCUUAAGGACUAUCCUUGAGAAUAUUCUCAUGGAUUCCAUGUAUGAGAUUCCAGAUACAAAAUCUGGAGAGAAGCGAAUUGACGCAGUGGUUGUAGAUGAAGGUGCAGUAGGAUUGGUGGACCGACCUGGCUGUGGAGCUAAGAUCCUUUACGGCGAUGGUGCAUUUGAUCGUUAUCUAUCCCAGAUAAAGGCAAUGGGAGACGGAGCAGGAAGCGAAGUGGAUGGGGAUCCUGACCUUUCUUCGUCAAGAGCCAUGAGCAUGUGA
Messenger RNA from Triticum turgidum subsp. durum (durum wheat), 993 nucleotides. The record is from the annotation of a GenBank genome assembly. NCBI's taxonomy places the organism in Eukaryota, Viridiplantae, Streptophyta, Magnoliopsida, Poales, Poaceae.